Messenger RNA from Oxyura jamaicensis (ruddy duck), 1364 nucleotides. RefSeq names its product visual system homeobox 2 (gene VSX2). The coding region runs from base 15 to 1157 and encodes 380 amino acids. The record is from RefSeq and is a predicted model, not a curated record. Gene Ontology annotation, cellular component: nucleus. NCBI's taxonomy places the organism in Eukaryota, Metazoa, Chordata, Aves, Anseriformes, Anatidae. Gene Ontology annotation, biological process: regulation of transcription by RNA polymerase II. Gene Ontology annotation, molecular function: sequence-specific double-stranded DNA binding; DNA-binding transcription factor activity, RNA polymerase II-specific. The transcript is spliced from 5 exons.
CCGACGGCCGCAGCAUGACGGGCAAAGCGGGCGCGGCGCUGGCCCCCAGCCUGCCCGGCAAGCCCAAGCCCGACGGCGCGGCCGCCGCCACCCCGCCACCACCUCCUCCGGCCCCCUCCGCGGCGGGGGCCAAGCCCAGCUCCGGGCCCACCCCUCCCCGCUGCACCGGUUUCGGCAUCCAGGAGAUCCUGGGCUUGAACAAGGAGCCGCCGUCGCACCCGCGGGCCGCCCUGGACUCGCUGCCCGCCGGGCACCUGCUGGCGGCCCGCUCCGUGCUCAGCCCCGCCGGGGUGGGCGGCGUGGGCAUGGGGCUGCUGGGGGCCGGCGGCAUCCCCGGCUUCUACACGCAGCCCACCUUCCUGGAGGUGCUCUCCGACCCCCAGAGCGUCCACCUGCAGCCGCUGGCCCGGGCCCCCGGGCAGCUGGACAGCAGCCAAACGGCCAGCUCAGAUUCCGAAGAUGUCUCCUCCAGCGACCGGAAAAUGUCCAAAUCCUCCCUCAGCCAGAGCAAGAAACGAAAGAAGAGGCGGCACAGGACAAUCUUCACAUCCUACCAACUGGAGGAGCUGGAAAAGGCCUUCAAUGAGGCCCACUACCCUGACGUGUAUGCUAGAGAGAUGUUGGCCAUGAAAACAGAGUUGCCAGAAGACAGGAUACAGGUUUGGUUCCAGAACCGCCGGGCCAAGUGGAGGAAGCGGGAGAAGUGCUGGGGCCGGAGCAGCGUGAUGGCCGAGUACGGGCUCUACGGCGCCAUGGUGCGUCACUCCAUCCCGCUGCCCGAGUCCAUCCUCAAGUCGGCCAAGGAUGGCAUCAUGGAGUCCUGCGCACCCUGGCUCCUGGGGAUGCACAAAAAGUCUCUGGAAGCAGCAGCUGAGGCGGGGAGGAAGACGGAGGUGGAGCGCCAGGCCCUGCCCAAGCUUGACAAGGGUGACAAGGAAGAGAGGGGCCCAGAUCCCAAAACCGCCAUUUCCCAGGAGGAACUGAGAGAAAACAGCAUUGCCGCCCUCAGGGCCAAAGCUCAGGAGCACAGCACCAAAGUCCUGGGGACCAUCGCUGGGGACACCCCCAGGAAGCCAGAGAAAGGGGAGGAGGCGGUGGAGGACGAGAGGCAGACGGAGAAGUCCAGUGUGUUGCAGAAGGAGGAGAAGCUGAUCUAAGGGGGGCAGAGGUGGCAGGAGACAGCCCCAACAGACACUUGUCCUCCAGGGGCUGAAGCCCCCUCUGAUGGCCAGGCCCCCCCUGUUGCCCCCUCCUGGGGCAUGGGGCCCAGCCUCUGUGCAUGGGGCAGUCCCUAGGGUCACUCCCCUGAAGCACAUCCCUGCCCCUCGCUCCUCUGCCCCCAGGGCCUCCCUCACCCCUGCCCC